GUAACUGAACUGAGCAUCCUAACAACCUUUUACCCCGUAAGAGUGUUACAAGAAUGACUGACAAGACUGGCAAUAGACCCACAAAACCUGCAUUAGUGAUAUUUGACAAAGAUGGUACUUUGAUAUGUGUACAUGCUAUGAUGGGUCCAUUAACGAGACAUCUGGCACAAAGCAUGGAGGCUGAAACCAAGCUACAAUUCAGAGACAGGCUCUACAAAUUUCUUGGGUAUGACGAAAAAACUAGAAGAAUGACGAAAGGAAUCAUGACAGAAGUAAACGAUGAUCUAAUAAAAAAGGAACUGUGUUCAUUUCUGGUAAGAGAAGGAGUGGAAAAAGCCGAGGAUGUGAUGGAGAAAUGUUGGUUUGGAGAAGACAUUUUAGCAACAACUGGGGUGAACCCCAUUGGAGAUGUGAAGAAACUUAUGAACACCCUAAAAAAGAAUGGAAUUAAAAUUGCCAUAUGCACUGGGGAUGGACGCGAGUCAACUGAAAGAGUAGUAAAGAUAUUAGAAUUAGGUCAGCUGGUUGACACGAUGGUGUGCGGCACUGAUGAAGAUUCCAUAUCUAAGCCAAGCCCCCAUAACGCAUUGAUGAUCUGCGAGCGAUUAGGCAUCCAUCCUUCAGAUACAAUGAUUGUUGGCGAUACCCUCGGUGAUAGUAGGAUGGGUAGGUCUGCUGGAUUAGGAUGGAUAGUUGGUGUACCAACCGGCACCUACAGCGAAGAUGAACUGAAAGCAGAUGCUGAUUACAUUGUAAAGGAUGUACAUGGCAUUCUAAGUAUUAUGCAACUCUGA
Saccoglossus kowalevskii is the source of this 794-nucleotide messenger RNA. RefSeq lists its product as uncharacterized. The record is from RefSeq and is a predicted model, not a curated record. NCBI's taxonomy places the organism in Eukaryota, Metazoa, Hemichordata, Enteropneusta, Harrimaniidae. Gene Ontology annotation, biological process: DNA repair; dephosphorylation. Gene Ontology annotation, molecular function: phosphoglycolate phosphatase activity.